Sorex araneus (European shrew) is the source of this 990-nucleotide messenger RNA. RefSeq names its product putative olfactory receptor 7A2. NCBI's taxonomy places the organism in Eukaryota, Metazoa, Chordata, Mammalia, Eulipotyphla, Soricidae. Gene Ontology annotation, cellular component: membrane. The transcript has a single exon. The coding region runs from base 1 to 990 and encodes 329 amino acids. The record is from RefSeq and is a predicted model, not a curated record. Gene Ontology annotation, biological process: G protein-coupled receptor signaling pathway. Gene Ontology annotation, molecular function: olfactory receptor activity; G protein-coupled receptor activity.
AUGCGUGUCCCCCUUUCCUGGAGUUAUACCCGGAUUCUGGCAGCAGAAAACAACACCCACAUGUCAGAAUUUCUCCUCCUGGGACUUUCUCAGGAGCCGGAAGUCCAGCCCCUCAUCUAUGUGAUCUUCCUGUCCAUGUACCUGACCACAGUCUUAGGGAACCUGCUCAUCAUCCUGGCCGCCAGCUCAGACCCCCGCCUCCACACGCCCAUGUACUUCUUCCUCUGCAACCUGUCUCUGGUGGACAUCUGCUUCACCUCCACCACCGUCCCCAAGAUGCUGGUGAACAUCCAGACACAAAGGAAAACCAUCAGCUAUGAAGGCUGCAUCACCCAGAUAUUCUUUUACAUCCUCUUCAUAAGUCUCGACGACUUCCUCUUGACCGUCAUGGCUUAUGACCGCUAUGUGGCCAUCUGUCACCCCCUGCACUACAUGGUCAUCAUGAAUCCCCGCCUCUGUGGACUGCUGGUGCUGGGGUGCUGGGUGCUGAGUCUCUUGAAUUCUUCCAUAGAAGCCUCAGUGUCCUUACGACUGUCCUUCUGCCCUGACGUGGAGAUCCCUCACUAUUUCUGUGAACUCACCCAGCUGAUAAAACUUGCUUGUUCAGACACUUUCCUGAAUAACCUGGUCAUUUACUGUCUGUCUGUCCUGGAGGGUGGGGGUCCUAUACUCGGAAUUAUUUACUCUUACUCCAAGAUCAUUUCCUCCAUCCGUGGCAUGGCUUCCACUCAGGGCAGGUACAAGGCCUUUUCCACCUGUGCCUCCCACCUCUCCGUGGUCUCCUUGUUCUAUGUCACAAGCAUGGGGGUAUACCUGAGCUCCGCGGUGAGUGAAAGUGCAUAUCCAAGUGCCGUGGCCUCGGUACUGUACAUGGUAGUCACCCCCAUGCUGAACCCCUUCAUCUACAGCCUCCGGAACAAGGACAUCAAGAGGGCCCUGAGAACAUUUUUUGUGCAGGGAACUGCAAAACGUUCAAUUGUCCUUCACUGA